Coregonus sp. 'balchen' is the source of this 12934-nucleotide messenger RNA. The record is from the annotation of a GenBank genome assembly. NCBI's taxonomy places the organism in Eukaryota, Metazoa, Chordata, Actinopteri, Salmoniformes, Salmonidae.
GCUGUAGAGGUAAGAGUGUGUGUUUGUAGUGGGUAGGGUGUGGUGUGUGUGUGUGUGUGUGUGUGUCUGUGUGUAUAGCUUUAGCGGUGAUGACAUUCCACAUUUAGAAACGUUCUCAAACUACUAUGAGACGCAAGAAUACUUUUAUUUUGUUUCUGGUGUCUCCUUUCUAGUGUGUACCCUUUGUGUUCUCUGCUGUCCUGUCUCUGUCCUGUAAUGGUCAAGACACAGCCCGGGCACUGGGCUGGGCUGGGACGGGGGGCGGAGGAGUUGUUUCUAGUGUCUUGUGAUUCUGUGUUCUACUGUGGAGUUGUUUUCUAGUGUCUUGUGAUUCUGUGUUCUACUGUGGAGUUGUUUCUAGUGUCUUGUGAUUCUGUGUUCUACUGUGGAGUUGUUUCUAGUGUCUUGUGAUUCUGUGUUCUACUGUGGAGUUGUUUCUAGUGUCUUGUGAUUCUGUGUUCUACUGUGGAGUUGUUUCUAGUGUCUUGUGAUUCUGUGUUCUACUGUGGAGUUGUUUCUAGUGUCGUGUGAUUCUCUACAAUGUGUCUUCAUGGGUUUGGGGAUAAAACGUUGAAUGAUGGAAAUUCUAUUUUCUACACAGCACCCUCUCUCUUUCUCUCUCUCACACACACACACACACACUUCCCUGCUGGGAGAAAGAAGAUAGGUAGAUAUAUCUAUCAAUAAGUGUAUGUAUGUAAAUGAAUAAAUGUCUAAGUGGGUGUGUUUUUCAAGCGUGAAUAUUUGUGAGUACAUCGUUAAGUGCGUAUGUGUAUUUUUAAGUGUGAGUAUUGUAUAUGUUUAGGUACAUUUUCAGUCAUAUGUAUGUUUAGUGCGUGUAUCUCAGAGGUGUGUAUGUAUGGUGUGUACAGUAUAUCUCAGGCAUGUGUGUGUGUGUGUGUGUGUGUGUGUGUGUGUGUGUGUGUGUGUGUCAGUAACCGUAAUAGUCCUACUGUGUCUCUGUUUCCCCAACCCAGACUAAGUCCUGGACCUAAAAGCUCAGUGGAGAAUCUCUAUCGAUCAGGAGUAGGCUUAAUCUGUGUCCAGGAAACCAACCCUGUUCUAUUAACAUUUCAACUCAAUCAAAACAGCUGUUAUUUAGUCUUUAUUAUUAUGAGAUGAUAAUAAGACAUAAGGCAGACAGUCAUGCUUAUGCCAAGUCUUACAAUGUGUUAUAACGGCAUCAUAAUGCAGUAUAGCUGCAGUGUUACAGUUUGUGUUCAGAAGAAACUGCUCUAGCAGCUCUAUGUGCCAGUUUCCCGGACACAGAUUAGGCCUAGUCAUAUUGAGCAUGCUUUUUAGUCCAUGGGCUAGGCUUAACGGGCCCUUAACUGGUUAACCGGCCCUUAAUGUUUCAACUGCUCUUUACAGUGGCCUGUUUGUAAUGACUGUACAUUUAUUUUGUGACCCUUCAUUCUAAUAAAUGUGAACAGUGAUGAUGGGGCAGGGACUGUGUCUUUAUAAUGAUCAUAUUAAUGUUUUUAUAUUAAUAUAAUAUUUAUCUCCCUCUCUCUCUCUCUCUCUCUCUCUCUGUGUGUGUGUGUGUGUGUGUGUGUGUCCAGAUCAUCAAGGUAUAUUGUGAAGAUGGCGCAGGGAAGGUGGUGGAGGUGCCACCCGAUAUGAGGGCCAGAGACGUGUGUCAGUUCCUGGUCUAUAAGAGCCACUGUCUGGACGACAACAGCUGGAGCCUGGUGGAACAUCACCCACUACUGGGCCUCGGUGUGUGUGUGUGUGCUGUCUGUCUGGUGUGUGUGUGUGUGUGUGUCUGUGCGUCGUGUGUGUUAAGGUUGGGGAAGCAUAUAGAUCCUUGCUACCUAAAAGCUUCAAUCACAUAAAAUCCACACUUCUGUUCUACCUUUUAUGACCUUUAGUUUUAUUUAUUCCCUCUUAUUCUCUAUACAGUAUAGUUUCAACCAAGGGUUUCUAUUUCUACUGACUGUUACUGGGAUAGAAGACUGGUUUAUACUUGGUAGAGUAUCAUCAUUUUUGGAAAAACUGUAUUGGAGAGAUGGAAUGUUAGAGGAGAGCAGAUAAAGGGAGGGUGGAGAAAGUAGAGAGAGGGAGAGGGGGAAGGGUGCUGAAGUGGGGUGUCAGUAUCAGGCAAUGCAGCAAACAGCCAAUCACAGAGCUCUGUUGGUCGAGCCCCCAGAUAGCUCAGCUCUCUCCCUCUACUUAAACAGGACAUUUCCCUGCCAGACGCCAGGAUAGAGAGGCAAUGCAAAUAGUCUGGGUAGCCAUGAUUAGCUGUUCAGGAGUCUUAUGGCUUGGGGGUAGAAGCUGUUAAGAAGCCUUUUCGACCUAGACUUGGCGCUCCGGUACUGCUUGCCAUGUGGUAGCAGAGAGAACAGUCUAUGACUAGGGUGGCUGGAGUCUUUGACAAUAUUUAGGGCCUUCCUCUGACACCACCUGGUAUAGAGGUCCUGGAUGGCAGGAAGCUUGGCCCCAGUGAUGUACUGGGCCGUACGCACUACCCUCUGUAGUGCCUUGCGGUCGGAGGCCGAGCAGUUGCCAUACCAGGCGGUGAUGCAACCAGUCAGGAUGCUCUCGAUGGUGCAGCUGUAUAACUUUUUGAGGAUCUGAGGACCCAUGCUAAAUCUUUUCAGUCUCAUGAGGGGGAAUAGGCUUUGUCAUGCCCUCUUCACGACUGUGUUGGUGUGUUUGGACCAUGAUAGUUUGUUGGUGAUGUGGACACCAAGGAAUUUGAAGCUCUCAACCUGUUCCAAUACAGCCCUGUCGAUGAGAAUGGGGGCAUGCUCAGUCCUCUUUUUUUCCCUGUAGUCCACAAUCAUCUCCUUUGUCUUGAUCACGUUGAGAGGUUGUUAUCCUGGUACCACACGGCCAGGUCUCUGACCUCCUCCCUAUAGGCUGUCUCAUCGUUGUCUGUGAUGAGGCCUACCACUGUCGUUUGCUAACUUAAUGAUGGUGUUGGAGUCGUGCCUGGCCAUGCAGUCAUGGGUGAACAGGGAGUACAGGAGGGGACUGAGCACGCACCCCUGAGGGGCCCCCGUGUUGAGGAUCAGCGUGGCAGAUGUGUUGUUACCUACCCUUACCACCUGGGGGCGGCCCGUCAGGAAGUCCAGGAUCCAGUUGCAGAGGGAGGUGUUUAGUCCCAGGGUCCUUAGCUUAGUGAUGAGCUUUGAGGGCACUAUGGUGUUGAACGCUGAGCUGUAGUUUCUCUGUGUGUGUGUGUGUGUGUGUGUGUGUGUGUGUGUGUGUGUGUGUGUGUGUGUGUGUGUGUGUGUGUGUGUGUGUGUGUGUGUGUGUGUGUGUGUGUGUGUGUGUGUGUGUGUGUGUGUGUGUGUGUGUAACUAUGCGUCUCCAAUCAGCUGGAGUCCCAUCAUGUGAUCUCUACCUCAAGAUCAAGAGAGAGGGAAAGGAGAACACAUAAAAAUAUAUAUAAAAAUAGAGAAGAAUCCCAUAGGACUCCAAUAGGACUGGUUCCUAAAUCUGAUCAGAUUAUUCUACUAGGGAUCUACCAGAAAUCAUGAAAACGUAGUUGACUUGCCUAUAAUAAGGCACAUAUAUUUAGCAAUAACAAAGAAAAAACAUUUCUCAUCUGUUAUAACAAUACAGUGACUCAAAAACGACAUACAAAUGGCUACAACUUAGCUAGUUAGCUACACUACAUGACCAAAUGUAUGUGGACACCUGCUAGUUGAACAUCUCAUUCCAAAAUCAUGGGCAUUAAUAUGGAGUUGACCCCCCUUUGCUGUUAUAACAGCCUCCACUCUUCUGGGAAGGCUUUCCACUAAAUGUUGGACCAUUGCUGCGGAUACUUGUUUCCUUUCAGCCACAAGAGCAUUAGUGAGGCUGGGCACUGAUGUUGGGCGAUUAGGCCUGGCUCGCAGUCAAAGUUCCAAUUCAUCCCAAAGGUGUUCGAUGGGGUUAAGGUCAGGGCUCUGUGCAGGCCAGUCAAGGUCUUCCACACCGACCUUGACAAACCAUUUUUUGUAUGGACCUCGCUUUGUACACGGGGGCAUUGUCAUGCUGAAAUAGGAAAAGGCCUUCCCCAAACUGUUGCCACAAAGUUGGAAGCACAGAAUCGUCUACAAUAUCAUUGUAUACUGUAGCAUUACGAUUUCCCUUCACUGGAACUAAGGGGCCUAGCCCAAACAAUGAAAAACAGCCCCAGACCAAACUUUACAGUUGGCACUAUGCAUUGGGGCAGGUAGCAUUCCCCUGGCAUCUGCCAAACCCAGAUUUGUCCGUCGGACUGCCAGAUAGUGAUGCGUGAUUCAUCACUCCAGAGAACGCGUUUCUACUGCUCCAGAGUCCAAUGGCGGCAAGCUUUACACCACUCCAGCCGACUCUUGGCAUUGCGCAUGGUGACCUUAGGCUUGUGGCGGCUGCUCGGCCAUGGAAACGAAUAGUUAUUGUGCUGACGUUGCUUCCAGACGCAGUUUGGAACUGGGUAGUGAGUGUUGCAACCGAGGACAGAUGAUUUUUACGCGCUACGCGCUUCAGCACUCGCCGGUCCCGUUCUGUGAGCUUGUGUGGCCUACCACUUCGCGGCUGAGCUGUUGUUGCUCCUAGACGUUUCCACUUCACAACAGCACUUACAGUUGACCGGAGCAGCUCUAGCAGGGCAGAAAUAUUACGAACUGACUUGUUGGAAAGGUGGCCUCCUAUGACGGUGCCACGUUGAAAUUCACUGAGCUCUUCAGUAAGGCCAUUCUACUGCCAAUGUUUGUCUAUGGAGAUUGCAUGGCUGUGUGCUCGAGUUCAUACACCUGUUUAUACACCUGUCAGCAAUGGGUGUGUCUGAAAUAGCCGAAUCCACUCAUUUGAAGGGGUGUCCACUUACUUUUGUAUUUAUAGUGUAGCUAGUCAACUGACAGGCAAAAUGUGGCUAACAGUAGUUUCUUAGCUAGCAUAAAAACAAGUGCAUAAAAUCCUGUACAAUGAUGAAAAUAUGACUAAAACAUUCGUCAGGAAACAUAAGGAAUAAGACUGUACUCACAGUUCUUGCAUUCACGUACAGUGAAGGAUAAAACGGCUAACAAUAAUGUUAGAAAACCUGAGAUUCUCUGCACAGCCACAGGUGGCGAGCUGAACUUGGGAGUUAGGCUAAUUAACACUGUGUGCUCGUGCUAGCUGUGACAUCAUCAGUCGCUCUUAAAGGGACAUGCUUUCUUACAGGUGAAUAAAACAGAAAUGAAUAUAGAACUGUUGUCUCCGAUCAAUGAAAAUGUUUUAAUUUAUUUUGUUGUAUUGUACUGGAACUAAUGACAACUAACUAUAAUUUAAUGGGUUCAAUUAAGAAAAAGUUAUAAUAGGAUUCUGAUAGGAUAAAUGUACUUCUGUCUGCAUAUUUCAAAACAUGGCAUAUGAGGGUGCAGUGGGUUGGACAAUACUUUUCUCAUCAACAGCAGGAAAAACAUACUUAAAAACUGGAAAUCAAUACAGUGGACAUGUCAAAAGCUUUAUUAUCUAAAUGUUGAAAGUGUGUGGGCGACAGAGAGAAACAAAAUGGUGCAGUUUGAGGCCAUGUGGCGGAGAGGGGGGGGGGGGGGGGGGGGGGUGAGCAGGUGGGUCUGGGCAGGGGGGAUGUUGUGGAUGUUGGUGAGCGUUUGUAUGUGCAUGUUUUGUAUUGUUGAAAAAAAUCUAAUUAAAAUAAAAAGUCCAAAAAAAACACUAGAGGAUCCAAUCGGAUUACUUUUGAUUUCACAUAGGAAUAGAAGUAGUCCAAUAACAUUCUGACAGAGUUGAUACAAAAUCCUAAAGGAUUACGAGAAUCAUAUAGGGUCAAAUAGGAUUACUUUUGAUUCCCAAUAGGAAAAAACGCACUCCAGGAGAAUUCCAAUAGUAUUCUGAUACAGGUGAUUCAAAAUCCUAUAGGAUCCAAUUUGAUUACUUUUUAUUUCCAUAACAGUAGUCCAGUAGGAUUCAAACAUGAUUCUGAUAGAGGUGACACAAAAUCCAAUAGGAUUGUGAGAAUUAUAUAGGAUUCUAUUGAAACUAAUCACUAGUCCUAUAGGAUGUUUUGACUAGGGUAGUGUAGUUUUAUUUAUUCCCUCUUAUUCUCUAUACAGUAUAGUUUCAACCAAGGGUUUCUAUUUCUACUGACUGUUACUGGGAUAGAAGACUGGUUUAUACUUGGUAUAUCAUUGUCAUUUCUGGAAAAACUGUAUGGGAGAGAUGGAAUGUUAGAGGAGAGCAGAGAAAGGGAGGGUGGAGAAAGUAGAGAGGGGGAAGGGUGCUGAGGUGGGGUGUCAGUAUCAGGCCAAUGCAGCAAACAGCCAAUCGCAGAGCUCUGUUGGUCGAGCCCCCUGACAGCUCAGCCAAUCAGCUCUCACCCUUUACUUCAACAGGAAAUUCCCCUGCCAGGACUGUUUUUUGACACAGAGGAGGAGUUAUGGAGGGAAGCAGUGAGAGGUAGAGAUUUGGAGAAAAAGGAGGGAGGGAGGGAGAGUAAAAGGAGAGGGAGAGAACAGGGAAACUGAGCUCAGCUUCUCUAUGCAAUGAAGUUAAAUACAUGACAUAAUUCUACUGUAAUGCCAAGUCCUGCUGUCCUUUCUCUCUCUCUCUCUCUCUCUCUCUCUCUCUCUCUCUCUGUGUCUCUCUUUUAUUCACACACACACACAAAGUAUGAUAACGAACUGUAGUGAUGCAAAUAAAUAGGCUAAUGCCUGAUCUCUCUAUCUCUCCCUCUCACUCUCUCUCUAUCUCUCACUCUAUUCUCCCUCUUCCUCCCCCUCUCCCCCUCCUCUCUGCAGAGCGCUGUCUGGAAGACCAUGAGUUGGUAGUUCAGGUUCAAGCCUCUAUGACCAGCGACAGUAAAUUCCUCUUCAGGAAGAACUAUGCCAAGUAUGAGUUCUUCAGGAACCCCCUGGUGAGUCCUCUGUACACACACACCGUCGCACACACACACAUUGCACAUACACACACACUGUUGCGCAUGUAUGCACACAAACACACACACACACACACUGCCCGAGGUGAUUCAGUAAGAGGGAGUGACCUCACCUCAGUGCUGUGGUAAUGACUAAAGUAAAACUACCAUGUCAAUCACACUAAGAGGUGUGUGUGUGUGUGUGUGUGCGCGUGCGCUCGCCAAGAGAUUACGUCAGGGGGUGAGAUCAUACUGCAUCUACUCUGGAUCAGUCUCUCGCUCUUCUCUCUCUCUCUCUCUCCAUCUCUCUCUCUCCCCUAUCCUCUCUCUCUCUCUCCAUCUCUCUAUCUCUCUCCCCUAUCCUCUCUCUCUCUCCAUCUCGCUCUCUCUCUCCAUCUCUCUCUCUCCAUCUCUCUCUCUCUCCCCUAUCCGCUCUCUCCUUCUACCCUCUCUCUCUUGACCACUAUUAGUGGUUCAAUCAGUGAUACUGAAGUCCCUGAAGUAUUUUUCCCUCUUCUCUCAUUCUGUUUUUCUCUCUCCUUUUAUUUUUCUCUCUUCUUUUUCUCUCUCUUUUCGGUCGCUCUCUCUCUCUCUUCAGAACUUCUUUCCGGAGCAGAUGGUAGCGUGGUGUCAGGAAUCUAACGGCUCCAUCCCCAACUCACAGCUCUUACAGGUGGAGUACGCUUACACCACACACACACACACACACAGACACACACAGACACACACACAUGCACUCGCGCACGCACGCACACACACACACACCUCCACCCCCACCUCCAUAUACACACAUACAGAAGAACACAUUCCAGAGAGUCCUUACUCACUCAUGUGUGUGUGUGUUUGUGUGUGUGUGUUGGUACAGAACUUCCUAAACUCCAGCAGCUGUCCGGAGGUGCAGGGGUUCCUCUAUCUGAAGGCAUCAGGGAGGAAGUCCUGGAAGAGACUCUCCAUGUUCCUCAGACGCUCUGGACUCUACUACUCCACUAAAGGAUCCUCCAAGGUAGGAAGAAGAUCAGGGAUACAUCCAAAAUGGCUCCCCUUUUCCCUAGGUAGUGCCCUUGUUUUUUGGCUACAGAGCCUUAUUACAGCACUACACUAAAGGAACUACGCCAAGGAAGGACUGUUCAAACCUUCUCUUUCUCCCUCCCUCUCUCUCUCUCUCCCCCUCCCACUCUCUCUCCCCUCCCUCCCUCCCUCCCUCCCUCCCUCCCUCCCUCCUCCCCUCUCUAGGAGCCCAGACACCUCCAAUUGUUGUCAGACCUGGAGGACAGUAGUGUGUUCACAGUGACCACGGGGAGGAAGCUGCACAAUGCCCCCACAGACUACCAGUUCUGUAUCAAGGUGAGAGGAACACACACACACAUAACACUGCCCACAGACAGACAGACGGACGGACGGACGGACGGACGGACGGACGGACGGACUAGACUGUACUGUACUGUACUGUACUGUACUGUACUGUACUUCCUCUGCAGGGGUUUUCACUGGAGGUAACCUGGUUAUACUGGAUCAGCCUACUGUGAUAAACUGGGACAGGGUCUACUAGGACACACUGAGCCUGACACAAACACACACACACACACACACACACACUGUACGCUACUCCCAUCCCCAGGGAUGAAUGUGCAGGAUUUGGGUGUUGGGAGUCGUGGUCGUUGUGGCCUAGUGACUGAUAUAAGAGACUCUGGUAAAAUCCUCCUUUGGAUAUCUAAUUUGAUGUGAGUAUUCAAGAGAAUCAAGCUAUAUCUUACAUUUACAUUUUAGUCAUUUAGCAGACGCUCUUAUCCGGAGCGACUUACAGUUAGUGAGUGCAUACAUUUUUAUUUAUUUUUCAUACUGGCCCCCCGUGUGAAUCGAACCCACAACCCUGGCGUUGCAAACGCCAUGCUCUACCAACUGAGUUACAUCUUGUAACAGAUUUACUAAAUACUAAUUGAAGUCUUGUCUAAUUGAACAUCUGAUUGUCUGAUUAUUUGAUUGACAGCCCAGUAAGGCUCUGUGAUUGGCUGAUUAUUUGAUUGACAGCCCAGUAAGGUGAGGACUGAGUGCAAGGAGCUGAGGAUGCUGUGUGCCGAAGAUGAACAGAGCAGAACCUGCUGGAUGACUGCCUUCAGACUCUUAAAGGUACAGUACACACACACUGUAUCUGCGGCAGGUAGCCUAGCGGUUAAGAGCAUUGGGGCAGUAACUGAAAGGUUGCUGGUUCGAAUCCCCGAGCUGACUAGGGGAAAAAUAUGUCCCCAUGAGCAAGACACUUAACCCUAAUUGCGCCUGUAAGUGGCUCUGGAUAAGCACUUCUGUUAAAUGACUAAAAUGAUAAGCACAUCUGUUAAAUGACUAAAAUGUAACUGAUAUCCUUCAUUAUUUAAAAAGUCAUUUUUAUGCUACAUGAUGUUGUUUUAUGUUGACAGUAUGGAAUAUUACUGGAUCAGAACUACAAGAGCCCUCAGCAGAGCAAGUCUCCUGUUUCACAUUUCUCUACUCCUGUGGUAAGACUCCUAUUCAUACACUGCUCAAAAAAAUUAAGGGAACACUAAAAUAACACAUCCUAGAUCUGAAUGAAUGAAAUAAUCUUAUUAAAUACUUUUUUCUUUACAUAGUUGAAUGUGCUGACAACAAAAUCACACAACAAUUAUCAAUGGAAAUCAAAUGUAUCAACCCAUGGAGGUCUGGAUUUGGAGUCACCCUCAAAAUUAAAGUGGAAAACCACACUACAGGCUGAUCCAACUUUGAUGUAAUGUCCUUAAAACAAGUCAAAAUGAGGCUCAGUAGUGUGUGUGGCCUCCACAUGCAUGUAUGACCUCACUACAACGCCUGGGCAUGCUCCUGAUGAGGUGGCGGAUGGUCUCCUGAGGGAUCUCCUCCCAGACCUGGACUAAAGCAUCCGCCAACUCCUGGACAGUCUGUGGUGCAACGUGACGUUGGUGGAUGGAGCGAGACAUGAUGUCCCAGAUGUGCUCAAUUGGAUUCAGGUCUGGGAAACGGGCGGGCCAGUCCAUAGCAUCAAUGCCUUCCUCUUGCAGGAACUGCUGACACACUCCAGCCACAUGAGGUCUAGCAUUGUCUUGCAUUAGGAGGAACCCAGGGCCAACCGCACCAGCAUAUGGUCUCACAAGGGGUGUGAGGAUCUCAUCUCGGUACCUAAUGGCAGUCAGGCUACCUCUGGUGAGCACAUGGAGGGCUGUGCGGGCCCCCUAAGAAAUGCCACCCCACACCAUGACUGACCCACCGCCAAACCGGUCAUGCUGGAGGAUGUUGCAGGCAGCAGAACGUUCUCCACGGCGUCUCCAGACUCUGUCACGUCUGUCACAUGUGCUCAGUGUGAACCUGCUUUCAUCUGUGAAGAGCACAGGGCGCCAGUGGCGAAUUUGCCAAUCUUGAUGUUCUCUGGCAAAUGCCAAACGUCCUGCACGGUGUUGGGCUGUAAGCACAACCCCCACCUGUGGACGUCGGGCCCUCAUACCACCCUCAUGGAGUCUGUUUCUGACCGUUUGAGCAGACACAUGCACAUUUGUGGCCUGCUGGAGGUCAUUUUGCAGGGCUCUGGCAGUGCUCCUCCUGCUCCUCCUUGCACAAAGGCGGAGGUAGCAGUCCUGCUGCUGGGUUGUUGCUCUCCUACUGCCUCCUCCACGUCUCCUGAUGUACUGGCCUGUCUCCUGGUAGCGCCUCCAUGCUCUGGACACUACGCUGACAGACACAGCAAACCUUCUUGCCACAGCACGCAUUGAUGUGCCAUCCUGGAUGAGCUGCACUACCUGAGCCACUUGUGUGGGUUGUAGACUCCGUUUUAUGCUGCCACUAGAGUGAAAGCACCGCCAGCAUUCAAAAGUGACCAAAACAUCAGCCAGGAAGCAUAGGAACUGAGAAGUGGUCUGUGGUCACCACCUGCAAAACCAGUCCUUUAUUGGGGGUGUCUUGCUAAUUGCCUAUAAUUUCCACCUGUUGUCUAUUCCAUUUGCACAACAGCAUGUGACAUUUAUUGUCAAUCAGUGUUGCUUCCUAAGUGGACAGUUUGAUUUCACAGAAGUGUGAUUGACUUGGAGUUACAUUGUGUUGUUUAAGUGUUCCCUUUAUUUUUUUGAGCAGUGUAUAUUUUUAUUCCCUACUCUAUGACUACUGGUUAGUUAUCCUGAUGUAUCCUGCCUUGUAAAGCAGACUAGGAUCUUUUGGAGAGUGGUAGCGUGGCUCAGACAAGUUCAGACAAGUUCUCUAUCCUUGUCUCUGCAGCGGAGUAUGUCUGAGAACUCUCUGGUGGCCAUGGACUUCUCUGGCAGGACGGGACGCGUCAUAGAGAACCCUCUGGAAGCAGAGAGCGCCGCUGUGGAGGAGGGACAUAAAUGGAGGGUGAGAAGGGGAGUAGAAGGGGGAGGAAGGGGAUGGGAUGGAAGAUUGGGAGACUCAGAGUCUGUGGUAAAAGGUGUACUUCUGUCAUUUUAAAUCUUUGUUUAUCUUCCCUGCCGUCAGAAACGGGGUCAGCGUAUGAAUGCUCUUGGCAGCCCCAGCCCCCUCCAGCCCUCUUCUCUCAGCUCAGGUACCCUAAACUUUACACUACCUGGGUAGUAACACUGUAACAAUUACACUAGUAACAACAGAAUGGCCGGCAGGGAUGUAGCUCAGUUGGUAGAGCAUGGCGUUUGCAACGCCAGGGUUGUGGGUUUGAUUCCCACGGGGGGCCAGUAUUAAAAAAAAUGAUGUAUGCACUCACUAACUGUAAGUCGCUCUGGAUAAGAGCGUCUGCUAAAUGACUAAAAUGUAAAUGUAAAUGUAACUUCGUAAAUGCUUAGUAAUUAAGUUUAUUGUUACACAAUAGCGGAGUUGCAUAAAAAUGGCGGCCCCAAUGCACCACAAAUGCAUUGUUUGCAAAGUUCGCUGUAUAGUACAUUGCUCUCUGUUACUCUUUUUUUGUAUCGUCAUUAGAACAGUGUACAUGAUCCCAAUUUAUGCUCCAAGACGCCGCCAAUGUAUACUCAAAAGUACAUUGUGCUGAUUUAUUGGGGCAUUGAGCCAUGUCGCACAUUGUCAUUAAAAAACUCUGUAGAUAGUGCUAAAUCAUUAUUUUUUAUUUAACUAGGCAAGUCAGUUAAGAACAAAUUCGGCAUACCUCGGCCAAACCCGGACGACGCUGGGCCAAUUGUGCGCCGCCCUAUGGGACUCCCGAUCACGGCCGGUAGUGAUACAGGCUGGGAUCGAACCAGGGUCUGUAGUGAUGCCUCUAGCACUGAGAUACAGUGCCUUAGACCGCUGCGCCACUCGGGAGCCUACAUUGAUGUCAUAUCUGAAUUCCGACAUCUUUAUGAACCUUGCCCAUUGGAAUAAGUGUGUAUCUCUGCCUGUCUAAAGCUGGACAUGAGUUGUGUUUAGACAUUCAUACCUAAAUAAUACCAUCUACUUGACCUUAUACCUGAUGUUGCUGUGUCUUUCAGUGAUCCACAGAACACAGCUAUGGUUCCAUGGUGGCAUCGUGAGAGAAGAGUCCCACAAGAUGAUCAUGCAACAAGGACAAGUAGACGGGUAAGACUUAGAAGCUGUAUUAUCCAUCCAUCCUUCUGUCCGUCGUACAUCCAUCUGUCCGUCCAUCCAUGUAUACAUUCAUCCACCCUAGUACACACAUAAGUGACACUGUUUUGGGUGUGUGUCCGUGUGUGUCCGUGUGUUUCCGUGUGUGUCCGUGUGUGUGUGUAUGCGCGUUUUUCAGGUUGUUCCUGCUGAGAGAUUGUCAGAGUAACCCCAAGGCGUUUGUCCUGACCCUGUGCCACCACCAGAAGAUCAGACACUUUCAGAUCCUACCGGUCAGUUAUUGUUUCUUUCUACUCAUCUACUUUUAUUUCUAAUUUCUACUUCUUUCUUGUUCAUCCAUUUUGGCUCGAUCUCAAGUUGUCCUCACAUCCUAUCUCCUCCCCUCCUUCUCAACCGUAUUGUAUGUGUAUAAUAGCUAACUCCUCUCUCUCACAGUGUGAGGAGGAAGGUCAGAUGUUGUUCAGUCUGGAUGACGGCUCCACCAAGUUCACAGACCUGAUCCACCUGGUGGAGUUCUACCAGCUCAACAGAGGGGUGCUGCCCUGCAAACUCAAACACCCCUGCACUGCUAUGGCCUUGUGA